This is a messenger RNA of Eucalyptus grandis, 1578 nucleotides long. Its product is annotated as basic leucine zipper and W2 domain-containing protein 2. NCBI's taxonomy places the organism in Eukaryota, Viridiplantae, Streptophyta, Magnoliopsida, Myrtales, Myrtaceae. The coding region runs from base 152 to 1387 and encodes 411 amino acids. The transcript is spliced from 8 exons. The record is from RefSeq and is a predicted model, not a curated record. Gene Ontology annotation, molecular function: protein binding. Gene Ontology annotation, cellular component: cytoplasm; membrane.
CGUUUUAACUGUCCACUAAGGUUCUCUUCCCCACUUCUCCAAGAAGACUCUCUCUCUCUCUCUCUCUCUCUACCUCUUCCUCUCGAGCAAUUUUUCUGGACGCAGAGUCGCUCAAGACUCGCCCACCUUCGAUCCCUUCUCAUCUUGGUUUAUGAGCUCGAAGGAGAAACCCACUCUCGGUGGCACGCGGAUUAAGACCCGCAAACGGAACAUUGCAGCUCCACUGGACCCUGCAGCAUUUGCUGAUGCAGUGGUCCAGAUUUAUCUUGAUAAUGCUGGUGAUCUGGAACAUAUUGCAAAGAGUAUUGAAGCUUCAGAUCUCAACUUCUCAAGAUAUGGUGACACCUUUUUUGAGGUUGUUUUCACAGGAGGGCGUACACAGCCUGGCACUACUAAACCUGAUGAAGGGGAGCGCCACCCUUACUCUAUUCUAGACUGUGAGAGCAAGCGUGAAGCAAUACUGCCAUCUGUUAUCUACAUACAGAAAAUUUUGCGGCGGAGGCCAUUUCUCAUCAAGAAUCUCGAAAAUGUUAUGCAAAAACUCGUACAAUCAAUGGAGUUUCUUGAAGAAGAUGAAAGGAAGAAACUGGCAAUUUUUACAGCACUUGCGUUUACCCAGAAACUAUCUGGGCUUCCACCGGAGACUGUAUUUGAGCCCCUGCUCAAGGAUAAUCUUGUGGCAAAAGGGCUAGUUCUCUCAUUUGUAACUGAUUUUUUUAAGGAAUAUCUGGUUGAUAACAGCCUUGAUGAUCUGAUUGCAAUCCUGAAGCGUGGAAAGGUGGAGGAUGAUCUUUUGAAAUUUUUCCCAUCAAAUAGGCGCUCUGCUGAAGCUUUCUCUGAGCAUUUCACCAAGGAAGGGCUUGUACCCUUGGUGGAAUACAAUGAGAAGAAAUUAUUUGAUGGGAGACUGAAGGAGAUGAAAGCUGCUCUGACUUCUCAGAUUGAAGAGGAAAAUGAUAUAUCUGAAGUGAUAGACACUGUGAAGCAGCGCCUUAAGGAUGCCAAAUUACCUGACAUUGAGGUCGUGCGGAUGCUAUGGGAUGUCAUUAUGGAUGCUGUUCAGUGGUCUGCAAAGAAUCAGCAGCAGAAUGCUAAUGCAGCUCUGCGUCAGGUCAAAACAUGGGCUGGGCUUUUAAAUACCUUCUGUACAAGUGGGAAACUUCAGCUGGAGCUCAUCUACAAAGUCCAAAUGCAAUGCUAUGAGGAUGCUAAGCUGAUGAAGUUGUUUCCUGAAAUUGUGAGGUCUCUCUACGAGGAGGAUGUGCUGGCAGAAGACACCAUUCUUCAUUGGUUCCGCAAAGGAACCAACCCCAAGGGCAGGCAAAUAUUUGUGAAAGCGCUGGAGUCUUUCGUGAAAUGGCUGGAGGAAGCAGAGGAGGAAGAGUAGCUGCAGUCACAGCGGCAGUUGAUGACACCACAGCCAAUCUUGUUCCUAUAAAUUACUAUUGCCAGUUGCCUUUCUGCUUAACAAAAAACUCGUUUCCACGUGCCUGCGAAACAUUGAACGCCUGUUGACAAUCAUGAUAUGAUGAAAACUGCAAAUCAUUUGAAGUUUGCAACGAAUAAUUCUCUCUGAUA